Messenger RNA from Seminavis robusta, 2097 nucleotides. The record is from the annotation of a GenBank genome assembly. Lineage: Eukaryota; Bacillariophyta; Bacillariophyceae; Naviculales; Naviculaceae.
AUGCAAGCAGCAACAAAGAAACGAGAGCUUCCUAGUAGCCUCCCAUCCGAGGGACGGGAAACCAAGAGGUGCAGACUUGGGAACAAUGUCGACACGAUGCUUCUGCUCAAUGAUUUGGGUAUUCAGUGCCAUAGACUAGGAAAGAUCUAUGAAGCAAAGGCUCUGUUUCGAGAGUCACUUGGGUUCUUCAGCGAGGGAGAUGAUCUACUUGUACGAAACAACGCUCCUAUAGAUCGGAACGGCGCAGAAGCGCCGAGUAACAUCAUCUGCCCCCAGGAGAGUGAGUACGACGAGGGCAUGCAUGGAUAUCGCACGCCAUUGCGUGUAAAAGAUAACAGCAGCAAUGAGGUUGCUAUUGCGACUCUUCGAUACAAUGUUGGUCUUACACUUAUCCAGACCAAGGACUUUGAUGGAGCUCGGCGCUCAUUUACGCGUGCUUUGGAGUUGAUGCAAAACAUGCCUGAAUUGCAAAACAGCUCCAACACUCUGAGUCGCCUAAAGAUCCAACAUAACAUUGGAUACUGCUACUAUCGAACAGGUCAUCGUGUGGACGCCAUGCACCACUACCUCCACGCCUUGCUCCAAGUGAGGGUUGGCAACGACUCUGCGAACAAGUUUGACCUUGCCGUUGCCUGCAACUGUGUUGCCAUGCUACAGCUCAGGGAGAACCAGUGCAAUUCCAACGAUUGUUUGCUCUUGUUGCGCACAAGCUUGGCAAAUUUUGUCACAGCAUCGGGCCAGCUCUCCAUGGAAACAGCCACAGUUUUCUUCAACAUUGGACAAGCUCAUUUCUAUCGAACGGAAUACCCUCAAGCCCUCGUCGCCUUUCAGGAGGCCGCUAGGGUUCGAAAGGAAGUCUUUGGGGGCGAAGAAUCGAUUGAUUAUGCAAUUUGCAUCUUUGGAAUUGGUCAAACUUUUCACAAGCUUGGUUCCUUGGAUGAAGCCAUGAAAUGCUUCAAGAGAUUCUUAGAGAUCCGCGAAUCCAAGGGAAUAAUGGAUCGACACGAUGUCAUCACGGCUCUAAACUCCAUCGCCAUUCUUCAUCGAGACAAGGGAGAACUCAAUGAAGCAUACUCCGUUUUUGAGCAAGCGUUGCUUGUCGGAGUGGCCGCCUUUGGUGGAUCCCACACAAACCUAACAUCCACCUUGAUCAGCUUUGGAAGUCUAUGCUUUCAGAUGGGAAAGUACGACACUGCACUGAAGCUCUACGAGCAGUGCUUGAAGACUCAGAAAGAAAAGUUGGGGGAACAAAGCCCAGAAACCAUCAAUACCUUGCUGAGCAUUGCUCAAAUCCACUGGCAUGUGGGGCGAUACCGGUCUGCUUGGAUUACUUUCAAGGAGAUUCUCGCCCUUCAGGUUCAGACAAUCGGGCCAACGAGCACAUCGGUGGCAUCCACCGUAUCGAGCAUGGCUCUCAUCUACUGCCAGAUGGAGAAGUACGACGAUGCCUUGGAACUAUACCAAGAAGCGUUGCGCAUUCGUCGUGAUUGCUUCACGGAUCAGGAGCACCCUGACAUUAUUGCCACUCUGAACACCAUCGGCCUCGUUCUCUGCAAGCUCCACGAGUUCAAGCUGGCCAAAGAAUCGUUCCAAGAGUGCCUGCGAAGCCGCAUGCAAGCCCUCGGACCGGACCAUUUGGAUGUGUCCAUGCUGAUGCACAAUCUUGCGGCAGUUCAUCUCGAUCUUGGAGAAGAGGAAGAGGCCGUGAAGCUUCUGGAACGAGCUUUGCAAAUCAGAAAGAAGAAUCUUGGUCCCCUUCACCCAGAGGUUGCCUCCACACUCCAUCAUCUUGGUCAAGCCUAUCAAAUGCGCGGGGCCUUGGAGGAAGCUUGCGAGGCUUUCAAACAGGGGUUGGGCAUUGAAAGGCAGAGCGAAACCCGAGACAAUGUUGUGAUCCGAAAGUUGCUGAAUUUGAUUGGUAACAUUCACUUGAUGAGGGCCCAAGUUCCUGAAAUGAUGGAGUGCUUUGUAGAGGCCAGCCGGAUUGAGGAAGAGGGAGGCCAACGAGCGGCUGAUUUUGCCACAACUCUCCUUGUCACGGGGCACAAUUUCUUUGACCUGAGCAAAUUCCAUCCUCAGUGUGCCCCGGUUGCCUAA